Messenger RNA from Trichosporon asahii var. asahii CBS 2479, 1290 nucleotides. RefSeq lists its product as uncharacterized. Gene Ontology annotation, cellular component: nucleus. The transcript is spliced from 4 exons. Gene Ontology annotation, molecular function: zinc ion binding. Gene Ontology annotation, biological process: regulation of DNA-templated transcription. The record is from RefSeq and is a predicted model, not a curated record. NCBI's taxonomy places the organism in Eukaryota, Fungi, Basidiomycota, Tremellomycetes, Trichosporonales, Trichosporonaceae. The coding region runs from base 1 to 1290 and encodes 429 amino acids.
AUGUCGCCGCCAGCAUGGGUGUCCAAGUCGCUUUGCGAUAUUCUCGGUCUUGACUCUGAGACCGUUAAUCAAGUCAUCAUCCCCGACCUCGAGGGAUACAACACAGAAGUCCGGCUGCGCGGCCACCUUAGCGACUUUCUCGGCUCGACACCGCAAGCGCGCGCCUUCGCCGACCGCUAUGUCGCUUACCGCUUCCCUUCCAUCCAACCCCCUCCACCGGCACCAGUCUCCGAUCCGCGCGUUGACAAGGCAAAGGCAAAGGCAAUGCGCCAGAACCUGAAGCCAGGCAAGCCUGGUACUGGUAGCUCCGCGUCAACGCCGUUCGGCAGCCACACCGAUCUGAACAGCAUGAGCCGCGGCGGAAGUGCGUCAGGCAGCGGGAGGGGCCAGAUGCGCAGCGCCGGGGCGAUCACGAUCAUCGAGAAGAAGGGCAAGGACAAGGGGAAGGGGAAGGCCGUCGAGAAGGCGGGAGACAAGAUCUGGGAUCUGCCCAAGAGCAAGGAGGUGCUUCGACUCGAGGGGAUCGUCGACGCUCUGAGGCAGGUCCAGGACGGAGGGAAGGGGCCGCAUGUCGAUACACCGCCGUGCUUUUGCCAGGCCCGUGUUCACGAGCUGUCAAAGUAUACGCCGCAGUGCGGAGCAUGCGGUCUGAUCCUCUGCGACAUGCAGCCGCCGCACGCUACCUGCCCAUCAUGCGCCCGACCGACAUACUCCCCGCCGCAGCUAGCUCGCUUGAUCAAGCGUGUCGAGGGCGACAUCGAAGUGCAGUACGCCCAUGAGCAAGACGAGCGCGACGCAAAGGAGCGAGAGCGGAAAGAAGCCCUGCUCGCCGCUUCGGGCGGUGGCGCCUUCCCUUCCUUGCCAGGCAAUGCGCCCCGCCAACCCUCGCAGCCGCAGGCGCACCGCGUGCUCACGAUCAACAGCAUUGGGAAGAAGGGCAAGUUCAGCCGGUCCACGGCGACGAUCACGACCAAGACGAAAGUCACCCCGCAGGCAUCGGCGAGCAACACGCCCGCCGAGCCUGAGCCAGACACGCUGCCGCGCCCCCGCUCGCCGCCGCUGGACGAGAAGCGGAUUGCGAAGGAGUGGGCCAAGAGCGCAGAGUGGAGGAAGGAGAAUGACCGGCCGUGGGCCGAUCCCAAACUCGAGCGUAAGGGCGAGAUUUGGACGUAUAUCGAGCCGACUGUUGUCGAGCUGCUCGGCGAGGAGGGCACGGGCAGGCGCAGGAAGGCCAAGAAGGCCAAGAAUGUGGGUAUCGACGGGCGUGUCGUCGUCGGUGCCGCUCGGUAG